CAUCAUUUAUUUCUCCUCGUGAAUAAGGAAGAAAAAAAAAAGACAUGUCUGUUCUGUUCUGUUCUUUUUUUUUUGUCACAUUGUACACUACAACAACAAUAACCUGCUAGCAGGAAUUUCGAGUCUUCAACGACCCGAAAGCUAAUUACCCCGGCAUCUAUCAAGUCUUCAACAGACAUGCCCGAGCCGAGUAUUAUUACUAUUCAUUUGUAUGACGAAUUCCACUGUCCACUUAUACCCGGUCUUCAUUUAUUUCCCUUCGUCCCAGUCCCCAGUUUAGCGCAAGUGCCAUGUCCUCCAUAAAGACACUCGGUGUUGAACAUGAACAUGAACAUAAACAUGAGGAUGGACCUGAACCUGAACCUGAACCGCAACCGAUCCGCAUCGCCAUCUUACUCAACUCGUAUCGGUCCCGCCUCCUCCCCGCCAUCAGGGCGUCCUACGAGCGGACCAUAGGCGCCGUGGCCCCGGACGCCCGGCUGGCCUUCUACGAGCCCGCCAACAAGACCGGCCACGGCCAGUUUCCCGACCCGGCCUUCUUCGACCUCAUCGUGUUCGGCGGGUCCAACGUCGACCCGCGCAAGUCCCACCCGUGGAUCCUGGAUGUGCAUCGCUUCCUCCGCCGCCUCGUGGCCCAGUACCCCGAGAAGAAGAUCCUCGGCAUCUGCUGGGGCCACCAGACCAUCUCCCGCGUCUUCGGCGGCAAGGUCGUCGACGCCCCGCGCCCGGAAAUGGGCGUAGCGGACGUAACCCUGACCGCAGCGGGAAGAAAGUUCUUCCCGGCCUUCGCUUCCGCAGGGGCCCUGAAGCUGCAGCAGCACCACCGGCGGGAAGUCAGCCGCGCGCCGCCCGGGUUCGCGCCGCUCGCGCGGGGCAACCAGUGCCUGCUGGGCGCGGGCAACACGAUCCUGACGUUCCAGGGGCACCCGGAGAAGGACGCGGAGGCGGCGCGCCUGCGCCUGCACGACUCGCUGCGCUGGUUCGGCUUCGACGCCCGCCUCGACGAAAAGGCCUGGCUCCGCCUCUGCGAGUCCGUCGAGAUGCAGCACGACGGCGCCGCCGUCUGGGCCCGCGUCUUCGAGUGGCUGAGGGAGCCGCCGACGCGCUUGGGGCCGGAUGGGGAUGGGAAUGGGGUGGUGGAUGGUAAUAAUUAAUAAUGGAAGCGAGAUGUAAUUUAUGCAUUUAAACUUGUUUACUCGUCGGGUAUAUAAGGGACCUAACUUUGUACUUAAUCCUUACGGCGGGACACCGUUUUAGUCUGCUGUUUUGAAUAUAAAUACUUAAUCA
Daldinia caldariorum is the source of this 1287-nucleotide messenger RNA. RefSeq names its product class I glutamine amidotransferase-like protein. The transcript is spliced from 2 exons. The record is from RefSeq and is a predicted model, not a curated record. Bases 291 to 1154 code for a protein of 287 amino acids. NCBI's taxonomy places the organism in Eukaryota, Fungi, Ascomycota, Sordariomycetes, Xylariales, Hypoxylaceae. Gene Ontology annotation, cellular component: cytosol; nucleus.